This is a messenger RNA of Phytophthora nicotianae INRA-310, 892 nucleotides long. RefSeq lists its product as hypothetical. The record is from RefSeq and is a predicted model, not a curated record. The transcript has a single exon. NCBI's taxonomy places the organism in Eukaryota, Oomycota, Peronosporomycetes, Peronosporales, Peronosporaceae. The coding region runs from base 249 to 803 and encodes 184 amino acids.
UCGCGUUAGAGGAGAAAAUCCAUAUAAAUAAUAUUUUACGGAACCCUGCUGCUGGCAUUAUUAACAUCAUGUCGCGAUGCGCAGGCGCGAUUGAUGAAUAGAAUAAAAUGCUGUGGGCACCGUUCUCUCGUGUAGCUCGAGGAUACGCUAGGCAAACCUCGGCCAAGCCCUUUAUUUAACAGCUCACUCUGCAAUUCACCGCCAACGUCCGAAGCCGACACUCCAGUCCUUCUUCUUCACCCCCGCCGAUGUUUACCUACCGUUUGGCCUUCAUGGCGUUCCUGGUCGCCACGCUGUUCUACUACUUGACGCCAGUUGAUGCCUUUCAGAGGACGACUGUUGGUCUUCAAGAGUCCACCACCACAGUCUUUCGAGAGCUACAGACGUACUCGUCGACCGGCUUCCAGACGCUGAUGCUCAACGCAGUCAACAAGCAACGCAUUGCUUACGGGCUAUCCAAAUUGUGCAUGAACAAGAAGCUACAGACUGCUGCCCAAGGCCACUCAACCAACAUGGCUGCCAAAAAUUACAUGAGUCACACUGGCUCAAACGGCUCGACGAUGUCACAGCGGAUCACGGCAGCGGGAUACAAGUGGAGCGCCUGUGCCGAGAACGUCGCGGCCGGACAAACAACGGUGGAUGCGGUUGUGACGGCGUGGAUGGCAUCUAGCGGACACCGCGCCAAUAUCUUAAGCACCAAGUAUACCAUGUUCGGUUGCGGGUACGCCUACAAAUCGGGUACUACCUACAAGCACUUCUGGACGCAGGAUUUUGCCUAUGGAAGCACCGAGAGCUGCUCGUAAGCUAGAAGUAACCAUCCCGUCGUAAUAGUACCGAAAUGAAUAACAUGAGAAGCUAAAGUGAGUCAAUAAAAAAUCGUCGUAUGUGCACC